This is a messenger RNA of Pochonia chlamydosporia 170, 1284 nucleotides long. RefSeq names its product transcription factor G6G8.4. Gene Ontology annotation, cellular component: nuclear membrane complex Bqt3-Bqt4. The transcript has 3 exons. Gene Ontology annotation, molecular function: DNA binding. The coding region runs from base 1 to 1284 and encodes 427 amino acids. Lineage: Eukaryota; Fungi; Ascomycota; Sordariomycetes; Hypocreales; Clavicipitaceae. The record is from RefSeq and is a predicted model, not a curated record. Gene Ontology annotation, biological process: mitotic telomere tethering at nuclear periphery; meiotic attachment of telomere to nuclear envelope.
AUGGCGCCAACAACCCAGCGAAGUCUUCCUACGCGGCGCAACCCGUUGCUGCUUGAGGAUAUCCCUGAGUACCUUGACCUGGUUCAGCGCCGCAGGCUUGGCCAGACAAAGCUUACGCCUAAGAUGGUUGGCGGUGACGAGGUCGAAUCCGCCGCUCUUGGGGUUUUCGAUUACGCGCACCUCAGGGCACCUCUGCCAAAGGGUAUCGUGUCAGGAAUCUUCAAGUCGAGCCCGACGAGCUACUUCCUUAUGCGCCGAAGCUUCGACGGCUACGUUUCUGCCACUGGCAUGUUCAAGGCCACAUUUCCCUACGCCGAGGCUUCGGAUGAAGAGGCCGAGCGCAAAUAUGUCAAGUCUCUUCCGACUACGAGUCCCGAGGAGACGGCUGGUAACAUUUGGAUUCCUCCUGAGCAGGCGUUGUCUCUGGCGGAGGAGUAUUCUAUUGGAAUCUGGAUUCGCGCUUUGCUGGACCCGGCCAAAAUUUCAGUUUCUUCCAGCUCGAAUCCCGAGUCACCGCCCAAGAACAUUUCGGCACCCCCCAAAUUUGAUUUGGUGAAGGCAUCUGCAAAACUUGCUCCUCCGUCAGCCUCGGCUCUCCCCAAGAACUCGCGCAGUCGCCGGUCUGUCAGUCCUACGAAAGGAACUAGGCGUACUCCUGCCUCUCCUCGCAAGCGUAAAACCCAAUCAAAAGCUAGCUCGACGGAACCCACAGCGGCGGAAGUUAAUGGUCAUUCUAAGAAGGACGAGUUUGUCCUGAAAACCACUGAAUUCGAACCUGCGGUUGUACUGGAACCCAGAGCCGAGGAUGCUACGAUGAAGAUUCGCGUGGAUGAGGUCACAAAGGACUCAGCUGGCCAUGAGACCAAGCAUACAGUUACAGAAGUUGACGUUCCUCUGCCAACCGCCGGCCAACCACCCACUGCUGAGGAGGUCCGCGAAAUGAUGGAAGCAGCCAAGGACAUGGCGCAGAAGGGCAGAGAAGCAGAUGAAAAACACGCCGAGCAGCAGAAAAAGUCCGACGAUAAGAAAGGCAAAGAUAGCACUACAACAGCCAAAAAGAGCAAACGCAAAGCCGCAGACAUCUCCGCAUCGGAGAAGGAUGACGAGAAGAAGGCGGAGAAGGCGGAGAAUGCGGAGGGAACCAAGGGGGAACAACCACGAGCAAAGAAGGUCAAAACAGAGGCAGAACUACGGAAAGACAGAGUCAAGAACAGAGCCCUGUUCGGCAUUGGUGCCACAGUUGCAGUUGGUGCACUUGUCCCAUGGCUGGUUAACUUCUUGUAA